Molecule: messenger RNA, 2796 nt
Organism: Cucurbita maxima (winter squash)
Lineage: Eukaryota; Viridiplantae; Streptophyta; Magnoliopsida; Cucurbitales; Cucurbitaceae
Product: beta-amyrin synthase-like
Exons: 12
Coding region: 415-2703 (762 amino acids)
Biological process (GO): triterpenoid biosynthetic process
Cellular component (GO): lipid droplet
Molecular function (GO): beta-amyrin synthase activity
Source: RefSeq, a predicted model, not a curated record
AUAAAUGUCAUCGAACACCCCAACCAACCCUGCCCUUGAUGCAUUCCAUUCCCGAUCCACUACCCUCAACUACAACUCCUUUUCCUCCUUAUUUUUUCCUAACUGACCUCUUAAAUUGUUGAACCACCUAUCACCUUAUAUAUAAUUAAGAAUCUGACUUCCACCUCGUACUUUCGUUUUUCUGAUUGCCUCACUGUUUGCUUUACGCAACUGUAUAACAACUUGUUAUCCACUCAUCUACUACCAUUUUCGUCUUAAAUCCCUUGCGUCUAUUAUUGAACAGCACUAAUUUGUAUGCCAAAGUGGUUUCAUUUGAUCAUCAUACCUGGUUUCCUCCCAAAUAACCAUGGUUCAUGUCUUCAUAUGAAGAGCUAGCUCAGACACACAACGCGGAUCCGGAAGUAAAAAACAAGUAUGUGGCGGCUUAAGAUUGCGGAUGGAGGGAAUGACCCCUACAUAUACAGCACAAAUGACUUCAUAGGGAGACAAACUUGGGAAUUCGAUCCGGAAGCAGGGACACCGGAAGAGAGACAAGAAGUAGAAGAGGCUCGCCUCCAUUUCUACCGGAAUCGCUACAAAGUCAAGCCUAGUGCCGACUGCCUUUGGCGAAUGCAAUUCCUGAGGGAGAAGAAGUUCAAACAAGAAAUUGGUGCAGUAAAGAUAAAGGAGGGGGAGGAAAUAUCACAAGACAAGGCGAGGAUAGCAUUGAGAAGAGCAGUUCACUUCUACUCAGCGUUGCAAGCAAGUGAUGGACACUGGCCAGCUGAAAACGCAGGACCUUUGUUCUUCCUUCCACCGCUGGUAAUGUGUUUAUACAUAACAGGACAUUUGGACCAAGUAUUCCCUGAAGAACACAAGAAAGAAAUACUUAGAUACAUAUACUGCCAUCAAAACGAAGAUGGUGGGUGGGGAUUGCAUAUAGAGGGCCAUAGCACCAUGUUCUGCACUGCUCUCAGCUAUAUCUGUAUGCGUAUUCUUGGAGAGGGCCCAGAUGGUGGUCUCAACAAUGCUUGUGUUAGAGGCCGCAAGUGGAUUCUUGAUCAUGGUAGUGUCACCAACAUACCCUCUUGGGGAAAGACGUGGCUCUCGAUACUUGGUGUUUAUGAUUGGGCUGGAAGCAACCCAAUGCCGCCAGAGUUUUGGUUACUCCCUUCGUUUCUACCAAUGCACCCAGCAAAAAUGUGGUGCUAUUGUCGAAUGGUUUAUAUGCCCAUGUCCUACUUGUAUGGAAAAAGAUUUGUGUGCCAAAUCACACCACUCAUACAAGAAUUGAGACUGGAACUUCACGCCCAACCUUUUGAUGAGAUAAACUGGAAGAAGACCCGGCAUCUGUGUACAAAGGAGGAUGUAUACUACCCGCAUCCCUUGAUGCAAGAUCUACUAUGGGAUAGCCUUUACAUCUGCACUGAGCCGCUUCUUACUCGUUGGCCAUUCAACAAGCUGGUUAGGGAGAAGGCUCUUCAAGUCACCAUGAAGCAUAUCCAUUACGAAGAUGACAACAGUCGAUACAUUACCAUUGGUUGUGUUGAAAAGGUACUCUGUAUGCUAGCUUGUUGGGUGGAAGAUCCUGAUGGGGAUUACUUCAAAAAGCAUUUGGCAAGGAUCCCCGAUUACAUAUGGGUUGCUGAAGACGGUAUGAAGAUGCAGAGUUUUGGUAGUCAAGAGUGGGAUACGGGUUUUGCCAUCCAAGCUUUGCUUGCGGCUGAUAUGGCAGACGAAGUUGGACCUGUAUUAGCCAGAGGACAUGACUUCAUUAAAAAGUCUCAGGUUAAGGACAACCCCUCUGGUAACUUCAAGACCAUGCAUCGACAUAUUUCGAAAGGAUCUUGGACUUUCUCUGAUCAAGAUCAUGGAUGGCAAGUUUCUGAUUGUACUGCAGAAGCUCUGAAGUGUUGCCUUCUUUUCUCACUGAUGCGCCCAGAGAUUGUAGGCGACAAAAUGGAAGCUCAGAGGUUAUACGAUUCCGUGAAUGUCUUACUUUCUUUACAGAGUAAGAAUGGAGGUUUGGCAGCCUGGGAACCUGCAACCGGUCAAAAAUGGCUAGAAAUGCUGAAUCCGACGGAGUUCUUUGCAGACGUAGUGAUUGAGCACGAGUAUGUAGAGUGCACAGCAUCGGCAAUCCAGGCUCUGAUAUUGUUCAAGAAGCUACACCCUGGGCACCGGAAGAAGGAGAUUGACAACUUCAUUCAAAACGCUGUACGCUACCUUCAAGAUAUACAAAUGCCCGAUGGCUCUUGGUACGGUAACUGGGGAGUUUGCUUUACGUAUGGUUGCUGGUUCGCACUUGGCGGUCUGGUGGCUGCCGCCAAAACUUUUAACAACUGCGCAGCCAUUCGCAAAAGCGUACAUUUCCUUUUGAAUAUUCAGAUGCCCGAUGGUGGUUGGGGAGAGAGCUACCUCUGCUGCCCGAGUAAGAAAUAUGUGCCCCUUGAAGGAAAGCGCUCCAAUUUGGUUCAAACAGCGUGGGCUAUGAUGGCCCUCAUUCAUUCAGGACAGGCGGAAAGGGACCCUACACCUCUUCACCGUGCAGCUAAGCUGUUAAUAAACUCGCAAACCGAAGACGGAGAUUUUCCUCAACAGGAAAUAACUGGUGUUUUCAUGAAGAACUGUAUGUUACAUUAUUCAGCUUACAGAAACAUAUAUCCGCUAUGGGCUUUGGCUGAAUACAGCAAACGAGUCAAAUUGGCUUCUACUUCCCCUUAGUUUUAUAAAUAUGCUCUUUUCUUGUACCCUCUUUCGGAUUUUGAUAAAUAUGAUUUAGCACGUGCCUCCAGUAAUUCCUAUAUAUUUCUUCCA